This is a messenger RNA of Perca flavescens (yellow perch), 2316 nucleotides long. It is a transcript of the gene nptx1l, whose product is annotated as neuronal pentraxin 1 like. NCBI's taxonomy places the organism in Eukaryota, Metazoa, Chordata, Actinopteri, Perciformes, Percidae. The transcript has 5 exons. Bases 77 to 1375 code for a protein of 432 amino acids. The record is from RefSeq and is a predicted model, not a curated record.
ACAAGGAGAUCCGAGCGCAUCAAGUCACUGCGGCUCAUCAACCAAAAACAAAUCCCAACCCAGCACCGAAGAAGACAUGCAGGCCACAAAGAACGGAAUCUGUUGGAGACUUUUUCUAUUUUCAUGCCUGUUUUUGGAGAGUUCAUCUCAAGCCUUUGGCGGACAGACGCAGUUCAUUUGCACGUCCGUACCCAAGGAUAUGGACAUUUGCGCAGCCACUUUGCAGAACAGUGUGCCAGGAGAGGACUUGAAGACCACUGUUAUGCAGCUGCGGGAGACGGUUUUGCAGCAGAAAGAGACGAUCAUGAACCAAAAAGAGACUAUCAGAGAACUGACCUCAAAGUUGGCUCGGUGUGAGAGCCAGAGCGGCGCCGAGCCCGGGGACGCGCGGCCCGGGGGCAGGAGGAAAGAAGCUGGGACCAAAAACACAAUGGGGGAUGUAUCGAGGGGCCCCGCUGACACUUUGGCGCAACUAUCACAGACUUUACAGUCGCUGAAGCAGAGAUUAGAAAACCUGGAGCAAUUCAGCAGGAGUAACAACUCGGUGCAGGCGAACAGCCUCAAAGACCUGCUCCAAAGUAAAAUCGACGACCUAGAGAAGCAGGUGUUGUCCCGAGUGAACAGCAUCGAGGAGGGGAAUCCCGGACUUCGCAAUGAGACGGAGCAGCGUGGGAGAGUGGAGUCUACCCUCACAUCUCUACACCAGAGGAUCACCGACCUGGAGAAAGGUCAAAGAGAAAACAGGCCUCUGGAUAAAUUCCAGCUCACGUUCCCACUGAGAACCAACUACAUGUACGCAAAAGUGAAGAAGAGUUUACCAGAGAUGUACGCCCUCACUGUGUGCAUGUGGCUGAAGUCCAACGCGUCUCCGGGAGUGGGCACACCUUUCUCCUACGCGGUUCCGGGUCAAGCCAAUGAGCUGGUCCUCAUAGAGUGGGGAAACAACCCAAUGGAGUUACUAAUAAAUGACAAGGUUGCUAAGCUACCUAUCCUUAUCAAUGAUGGAAAGUGGCACCACAUCUGCAUAACCUGGACCACUCGCGAUGGUGUUUGGGAAGCUUUCCAAGAUGGCGUCAAGAGAGGGAGUGGAGAGAACCUGGCUCCAUAUCAUCCUAUCAAACCACAGGGCCUGCUGAUCCUCGGUCAAGAGCAGGACAUGCUGGGAGGAGGAUUUGAUGCCACACAAGCUUUUGUUGGAGACCUGGCAAAUUUUCACAUCUGGGAUCGGAAACUAUCUGUCGGAGAGAUAUACAAUCUAGCGACGUGCAGCAGCAAGGCACAGGUGGGCAACGUUUUUGCGUGGAUGGAGACGAACCUUGAUAUUUACGGAGGUGCCUCGAAGUGGACAUUUGAAGCUUGUCGCCAGCUCAACUGAACUGCAGGGAAGAGAAGAUCAACACAUUUGUUAAAGCCACUCUGUUGUCACAGCAUCGGUAAACUAAUGUGAAAGAUCAGGAUUAUUUCAAUGAAUAGCAUCUGGAUUUGUUAUAGAUAUUUGAAAACAUCAUUUGUGGACACUGGAUAGAUUUUUUUACCAGAUACUCAUGAGGAACAGGUCACUGCAAAUGGAUGCUUUGGCAUCCUGUAGUGCUCGAAUGCACCGUCAAGCCUAAUUGUGGUUUGAAAAAAAGCAGCCCGGAGCCGCUCCAGAGAGCAGAGGAUGCUCUCUGAGACCAAAAUGCCCGGCCAGCAUCAAAAGUACAGUAGGUCAUGUAGUUUUUAGCCAACAGAUGUCACGCAAUUCAACAAAAAUGACUGACUUCUUCAAAUGUCUUUUCUGUCUCGACUGCCAGGGAUUUUCACUGUGAAAAAGGACAAGGUGGACUUCUUUAAAAGGAACGUGCUCUUCAAGAGGUCACGAAUUAGACAACAUUGUUUCUCUCUCACCAUUUGUUCUCUACCACCACCUGCUUGACGUGAUUAUCUGUAAAGGACGUAUUUAUUGCCAACCUUCGAGCCUGAGUGCCUUGGGCUGUUGAAAAAAAAAAACUCAGCACAUUCAUUAUGAUUUGCAGUGUUCGUUUAUUUUACUGUUAAUUAAUUUUGAAAAGAAGUGUUUCUUGUAAGACUCUGAAUGGAGGUAGGAUCCGAUUGUUCAUUGUAAAUGGAUGAGAUUGUUUAUUGUAAAAUGCAAUUCAUUGAUGAUAAUGACGCAUUUUGCAGAUGUUUGUACUUCAAUGGGAAUGUUCUCUGUACAGUAACAGCAUGUCUUAACUUCUGUAAAUGCUGCGUCAGCAUCUAUGAUCUUUGCUUUUACUAUCUGACUUCUGGUUUGAGAUUUUAUACUGUAUUGUUAUAUGCUUAAAGCAUGGCAAC